Molecule: messenger RNA, 6888 nt
Organism: Manis javanica (Malayan pangolin)
Lineage: Eukaryota; Metazoa; Chordata; Mammalia; Pholidota; Manidae
Gene: CRTC1
Product: CREB regulated transcription coactivator 1
Biological process (GO): protein homotetramerization; positive regulation of transcription by RNA polymerase II
Cellular component (GO): cytoplasm; nucleus
Molecular function (GO): cAMP response element binding protein binding
Source: RefSeq, a predicted model, not a curated record
GGAGGGGGAGGCGGCGGCGGCGAGAAGAUGGCGACUUCGAACAAUCCGCGGAAAUUCAGCGAGAAGAUCGCGCUGCACAACCAGAAGCAGGCGGAGGAGACGGCCGCCUUCGAGGAGGUCAUGAAGGACCUGAGCCUGACGCGGGCCGCACGGCUCCAGCUCCAGAAGUCACAGUACCUGCAGCUGGGCCCAAGCCGUGGCCAGUACUACGGCGGGUCCCUGCCCAACGUGAACCAGAUCGGGAGUGGCACCGUGGAUCUGCCCUUCCAGCCCAGCGGAUUUCUGGGGGAGGCCCUGGCAGCGGCUCCUGUCUCUCUGACACCCUUCCAGUCCUCGGGACUGGACACCAGCCGGACUACCCGGCACCAUGGGCUGGUGGACAGAGUGUAUCGGGAGCGCGGCCGGCUUGGCUCCCCGCACCGCCGGCCCCUGUCAGUGGACAAACACGGACGGCAGGCGGACAGCUGCCCCUAUGGUGCUGUGUACCUCUCGCCGCCCGCGGACACCAGCUGGAGAAGGACCAAUUCUGACUCUGCCCUGCACCAGAGCACAAUGACGCCCGCCCAGCCAGAGCCCUUUAUGGGCGGGUCCCAGGAUGCACACCAGAAGAGAGUCUUACUAUUAACAGUCCCAGGAAUGGAGGAGACCACGUCAGAGACAGACAAGAAUCUCUCCAAGCAAGCAUGGGACACCAAGAAGACAGGGUCCAGGCCCAAGUCCUGCGAGGUCCCUGGAAUCAACAUCUUUCCAUCUGCCGACCAGGAGAACACUACAGCCCUGAUCCCCGCCACCCACAACACAGGGGGCUCCCUGCCUGACCUGACCAACAUCCACUUCCCCUCCCCCCUCCCAACCCCGCUGGACCCUGAGGAGCCCACCUUCCCUGCGCUCAGCAGCUCCAGCAGUACCGGCAACCUCGCGGCCAACCUGACACACCUGGGCAUUGGUGGCGCUGGCCAGGGGAUGAGCACGCCGGGGUCCUCACCCCAGCACUGCCCGGCCGGUGUCAGCCCACUCUCCCUGAGCACGGAGGCCAGACUGCAGCAGGCCCAGCAGGUGUCACCCACCCUUUCUCAGCUGUCACCCAUCUCUCAGGCUGUGGCCAUGGACGCCUUGUCUCUGGACCAGCAGCUGCCCUAUACCUUCUUCACCCAGACGGGCUCCCAGCAACCGCCACCACCACAGCCCCAGCCUCCCCAACCACCACCGCCUGCGUCCCAGCAGCAGCCACCCCCACCGUCCCCGCAGGUGCCCGUCGGCCUCCCCCCGGGUGGCCCCCUGAUGCCAAGCGCCAGCCUGACACGGGGGCCCCAGCUGCCCCCACUUGCGGUCACGGUACCGUCCUCUCUCCCCCAGUCCCCCCCAGAGAACCCGGGCCAGCCACCGAUGGGGAUCGACAUUGCCUCGGCGCCAGCUCUGCAGCAGUACCGCACCAGCGCCGGCUCCCCGGCCAACCAGUCUCCCACCUCGCCUGUCUCCAAUCAAGGCUUCUCCCCUGGGAGUUCCCCACAACACUCCUCCACCCUGGGCGGCGUGUUUGGGGACGCGUACUAUGAGCAGCAGAUGGCAGCCAGGCAGGCCAAUGCUCUGUCCCACCAGCUGGAGCAGUUCAGCAUGCUGGAGGGCGCCAUCAGCUCCAGCAGCCUGUACAGCCCGGGCUCGACGCUCAGCUACUCUCAGGCGGCCAUGAUGGGCCUCGCGGGCAGCCCCGGGAGCCUGCCGGACACACAGCAGCUUGGCUACGCCAGCCACGGCAGCAUCCCCAACAUCAUCCUCACAGUGACAGGAGAGUCCCCUCCCAGCCUCUCUAAAGAACUGACCAGCACACUGGCUGGGGUCGGAGAUGUCAGCUUCGACUCGGACAACCAGUUCCCCCUGGAUGAACUCAAGAUUGACCCCCUGACCCUGGAUGGACUGCACAUGCUUAACGACCCUGACAUGGUCCUGGCCGACCCGGCCACUGAGGACACCUUCCGGAUGGACCGUCUGUGAGUGGCACGCCAGGUACACCGCCGCCCAGCCACCGGCUCCACUACUCAACCGGUCAGUGGUUCCAACGGCAUCUCCCUGAGCCCUGGGACGGCCACACUGCGUCCAUCGCCGACGGCCGAGCUUGUGAUUCUGAGCUUGCAAUGCCGCCAAGCGCCCCUGCCCACCCACCCCUGGCUGUCCACCUCCUGAGGGAGGCCACGCAUGGCCCCCCGAGGACUCCCACUGCGCACGCGCUCUUGCCCUCUCGCCCUGGGCUGCCAGCUGUCCAGUUGGAUGCGAAGCCCGUCGGGCAGAGCCGCUGGUCCGGGGUGGGGGGAGGUGGAGCGCCAUGUGGCAGUGGUGGGCUGAGGGGCACUGUCCGACUGUUGUCCAGCUCUCACUGCCUUCCUCCCUCCCAGGCCCCCUCCCUGCCAUCCCCAGCCCAUGGGUAGGUAGAGAGCCAGCCCCACCUGCCGAGGGGAAAAGGUGCCAGAGAGAGGGGCGGACACAAAGCAAAAUAAACACUAUUUUGACUGCUGUCUUUUAUAUUUCUGAGCACACAUAUAGUGCUAGAGCCCGCCCCUCCGGGGUGGGAUGCAAAGGUGUGAACUGAGCAUGCCAAGCAGCUGAAUCUUCCUGGGGCCCACACCCCGGCCUCACCACCCCAGCCCUGUCCCCUGGGACCAUCUUUGCCCUGAACCCCCCGGCCGGGGCUCAGAGACGCAUGCCGAGGCAGGGGUGCCUUUGGGGGGUCUCACAACUCGUUUUCAUCUUCUCUGUACUGUGGUCACCAUUAUUUAAAGAAUGGGGUGGGGAGGGAGUGGCUAGGGCAUUUUUAUUGUGUUUUUUUGUUUGUUUCUUUGGUUCGUAUUUACAUUUUGGUCAUAGACAAUGUGUAGCUGACUCCUUCAAGCCAACACUUGCCUGAGAGCAUGUUUUUAUUCCAGAAAUCCUACAUUACCUAUUUUUUAAGCUAACUGGAAGCAGUCUGCCUGCCUGCCCAGGUCUGGGCUGCGUCUCAGCUCUUUUAUUUAGGCCCCUAGUUAUCUCAAAAUGGCACGGGCCUUGCAGAGACUCUGGCAGAAGCUCAGGCGGCUCUGCCCCAGCUGAGUAAGACUCCAGGAUAGGAGCCGCGGCUUCUCUUAAGGGCCUCUUGAAGACCUGGCUCUGCGCAGCCAUCCCGAAGGUGCGGGGGCAUCCCAGACCCUCAGGCUGUCCUCUGGCCGCCACCCUGAGACCCAACCAAGAUUUGUCCCCUUGGGGCAUGUCUUUGCUGUCUCCACCGGGUAGGCCUGGCUUUGUAGGCAAAGGGCAGUGGGGGCUUUAGCUGUGGCUUUCCAGGUGCUUCUGAAGUGCCUCCAGAGGCCGAGGUGACUGUCCGGGCUUGUCCUGCAGGCUAGGGGCCACCUGGGGGCUUCGUCUCGCGUUGGCUACUUUGGAAUGGAACCUUUAUUUCAAACCGCGUCUCCACCUCCCGCUCGCUCCUCUGCCUGCCAGCAGGCACCCCCUGCUUGGUGCAUUUCUCUGGUGUCUCAGCCACCACCUCCACCAGGGUCUUGGGAGCCUCUGCUUCAUCUGUGGGAGCCAGAUACGAUCCUAGCGAGUCUCUUCAUCUUGUCCCCUGGCCAGGCUGUUAGCAGGUGGCCAAGUGACGGGACAGCCACAGGUGUGAGAAGCGCCCCUGUUCAGUCACUUGGCCCCCCUGCCAUCGCCUGGGCUGGAGGGUACAGUGCCAUCCAUCCAGGCUCAGGGCCAUCCUCUUACUGUGGUGGGGGCUGGGGGCAGAGAGUGGGACUUUUUUUUUUCAAAGAAAAACUAUGUGUACAUAGAAGAGUUUGAUUACCAUUAUACCUGUAUGUAGAACUUUUAAAAAAAUGGCCUUAAUAAAAUUAUAAGCAACCUUCCUGGAUGCAAUUUUCAAACAAGGCGUUGAGCACCCCAUGAGGGAGUCUGCCCAGCGCCAGGUUCUGGGUGCAGAUGGGCAGGAGGCAGUGGCAUCAGGCUCCAAGGCCCGUUGCCAGUGUCCCUUGGCUAGGAGCACAGGUGACAUUGUAUUAGCACGAUGGCCUUGACCCAGGAGGGGCACAGGUGCCGAGCUUUCCUGGGGAGCAGGGCCCAGCCAGGAGCCAGCAGCCAGGGGUUCCAGGGUCCCCGAAGGGUUCACACCCCUGCUUAGGUCUGCAAAGGCCUCCUGGGGUGCGACAGAUUUUAUUUAUUUCUUGCAUAUCACUUCUCUACUAAAUAUUCUUAAAUUGCCAAGAUUUUCUGAAACAAGACAGCCUAAGGGAAUCAGUCUUUUGACUUGGUCACAUGAAAAUGCUGUGCGUUUAGGCGAGCUGCUCCGUGAGGAAUGGGCCGGGGCCCCCAGGCCGUGUAUAUAGACCCACAGCCUGCAGCCUCGGUCCUCGCCUGCUUGGAGCGGGCCUGGGCACUCAGCCCACGUGGGACCAGAGGCCAGGCUGUCCCCGAGUGCUCCCGGCUUCAGCUGAGCCCACUCAACUGCGUAAACCUGACCUUUGGGAGCACGAGCUGACUCAGCGUGGCCCCCGCCGGCCUCAGUUUACCUCAGAGGCCCCAGGGUGGUGAGUUUCUUACCCCUCGAGGUUCGUGGAGCCCGGGGUCUGCCCCUCUCCGUGUCUGCCUGAGAAGAGGGUUUAGGCCCCUGCUUCCCUGUCCCCUCUCCCCCCACCGCCUGUCACAGCGGCCAGGGUUGGUGUGGAAGGGAAGGGAUCCCACAGGGGUCAUGGCCCCUAUCAUAAGGACCCUACGUUGACCUUCCUCCCCACUGUCCCCACAUGCCCUGCUUCCUCUCAUCGUUUUUCUGGGUAGGAAGGAUGGAUACCAGGGCCCUGGGGAGGGGAUCCCUGAGCCCCUCAGUGGAAAGCUCGCGGACAGGCUGAUCCUUCAACAAAUUUCGGGCAGCAUCCAAAGCCCAGCCAGGCCCCUGUUGGCUUGCGCCCCGGUAGAAAUGGCCCUGGUCGGGUUGGCCCCGCUCCCACCCCCUCUGCAGCCCACAGGGCUCCCUCAAGCAUGUGUUUGUGGGCCUUUCCCUGGUGAGGCCUCCAUGCAGACCUCCUGCCCCCCCUGGGGGCCUCCGGGCCGCUGGCCUGCCCAGGGGGUGUGCUCUGGGGGCAGGGCCUGCCUUUGUAGUCUCCGUUUGCUGUUGUCUACGUGGUGUUUGGGGCUUGGAAGGAGGGUUCUGACAUAAUCUGUAUUUGGCUUGAUUUCUUUGGGCCCCCAGCUCCCAGGAGGACGCUCAGCUGGGCAAGCCCUGUUGUGAGGCCCAUGUGUCACAGGGCAUGGGCAAGGGCAGCCGUCUGCCUCUCGAGUGCUAUGAGACCCCCCGGUGGAGGGUGAGAGGCCCCGUGUUGGUCUAUCCAUCCAUCCUGCCAGGGGCAGAUGUCCAGUUUGGGGCUGCAGCCUGGUCAGGCAGGUGUAAGGCCCAUGGGGGUGGGGCUCAGGCAGCAGGGGUUGCCCCUGCAUCCAGCAUCCUGGGCAUGGCACACCUGUGAGCCGUCAUCUGCAGAGGGACUGCCUGGGAGCUGAGGGCACCUGGGAACAUUCCCCCCUUCCUAGACCUACAUCUCCACCAACCCUGACAUGUCUCAUAACCAAACAUCCUUCCAAACUCCCACCCACAAUUAGAUUGUGAGUUUUCUGCAUUUCCAAAGAAGGCGUUCCCACCCCCGGUACAGGCCUGGAGUAUCGGGGAGCCCUCCACCCCACCUCUGGCCCUGACAAAGCGGCAUCACCCUCACUGGGUCCUAACGGAGCCAAAGUCAGACACCGUGGGGCCUCAGUGAGGGGAUGGGGCAGGGCGACCCGAACGUCAAGGGUACCCAGCGACCCUGGUCCUGUUCUGUCACCCCUGCAGGUGGUGCCCUGGGUGAGGGAGCUGUGGUCACUGGAGCCCUCCCCAGGAGACCUGCCUGGGCAGGCUGAGCAGCCCAGAGUCCUUGUCUGCCCCUGCCCCCCGGGGAACACUGAGCCCCCUUCCUGGGGGUCUCUCAGGGUGUGGCUAGGGGUCCCUGGAAUGUUCCUCCAUCAGGCCCUGCCCAGGCUCCCCUCGGCCUCCAGGGGGUCUGGCUAGGUGGGAUCAGGGACUUCUCCGAACCCUGGGUGUGGCUCAGGCAACUGACCCCAGACACAGCUCCCCAACAACCCACAGCAGGGAAGUGGGGCGACGUGCAUCCCCAGGCCUGGUCGCUGGGAUACUCCUGAGGGCAUGGAGGAUGGGAACAAGACCCUUGGGCCUGGGCCUCAGUUUCCCUCUUGUCCCUGGAUCAGACCUGCGGGUGUCAGGGCCCCAGGCUCCUCCCGGGAUGGGCUGGGGGUGGGGGCUGGGUGGCAGGGAGAUGCCAGCCCCAGUUUCCUCUGCCUCCCAUGCUCCCCACAAGCCCCAGAGCCCUUUUCUGAGGAGGCAGGGCCGCGUGGCCACAUGGGGGUAAAGGUCUUGCAGAGACCUGGCGUUUGGGGGCAGCUGACGCCCAGCCCAUCCUAGCUGGUCACUUCUGGCCUCCUGCCCACGGGGACCAGGGGCCAAAGCUCUCCACCAGGCCAUGGGAAGGAGGGUUUUGUGAGCCAAGGUCCAGGGGCCUCGGCCGUGCCCUGCCUCUUGUAGGAGACUGCCCCUGCUCCAGGGGCUGGGCGCCACCACUUACAUAUGCAAAGCCGCCAGCCUGAGCCCUGCCCCGCCUGUGUCCCUUUGCCCCCAGGCUGGCUCUGCCCACCCCCCCAGCAUGUACACUCUGCUGUGGAUGUCCCGUGCGCCGUGGGUGUGGGCGCCCACGGCGGGUGGGGGCGGGCGGCUCAGGGUGCACUAGGCCAGCCCCUGCCCAUCCUCUCUGGUGUGGACCCUUGUGUCUUUGUAUCUUUGCAUCCUUUGUAAUGAAAUGUAAUAAAAAUCCAGUGUUUUUG